AUGCUUCUGACUUAUAUCCCCCUUUCUUCCUUUCUUUCCCUAUCCCCCUUGCAUACGUCCUCUUUUCCUUUAUUUGAUUUUGCUGUUCUUCUUUUUUUCCCAUAUGUUUUUUAUUUUUUUUUCUUUUUCCCUGUUUAUCUUUUUUUGGGUUUUGCUUUCUUCUUUUUCUUCCGCCCCCUUUGCUUUCUUCUUUUUCUUCCGCCCCCUUUGCUUUCUUCUUUUCUUCCGCCCCCCUUUGCUUUUUUAUCUUUCUUUGAUUUUCUUUCUUCCGCCCCUUUCUUCUUUCUUCUUUUUCUUCCCUUUUUGCUUUUCUUCUUUUUAUUUCUUAUUAAAUUUCUUCCUCAUUUAUCUUUCUUCCUCACUUACCCCCCCCACGUUGCUUUCUUCCUCAGCUUUCUAUCCCCCCAGGCUUUCUCCCUUGCUCCCCCCCCUUUUUUUUUUGUUUUUCCCCCCCCCCCCCCUGCUUUUCUUCCCUUUUUAUCCCCCCCUGAGUUUCUUCCACUUAUUCCCUAUUCCCCACAAUCCCCCCUGAGCUUUCUUCCAAUCCCCCCAGCUUUCUUCCAUCUUAUCCCCCUUCCAUUAUCUAUCUUUCUUCCAAUUAUCCCCUCCCCAAAUUUUCUUCCUCAUUUCUGUUUGUCUUUCUGCAACUUGAUUCAGCAGCGGAGCUUUCCUGCAAGAUCCUCUGUUCCUGUAUACAAUCCUGUUAGCUGCUCCCUCCCUUUCCUACUGAUAGUGACUGAAUUCACCGAAGAUGAAGGAUUACCACAAUGGAUCUCUCUCUUUUCUCUCUUUCUUUUCUCUUUUUUUCUCUCUCUUUUCUUUCUCUUUCUCUCUCUCUUUCUCUCUUCUCUUUCUUUCUUUCUCUCUCUUUUUCUCUCUCUUUCUCUCUCUUUUCUCUCUCUCUUCUCUCUUUCUCUUUCUCUCUCUUUUCUCUCUCUUCUCUCUCUCUUUUCUCUCUCUCUCUCUCUCUUCUUCUUCUUCUCUCUCUCUCUCUCUUUCUCUCUCUUUUUCUUCUCUCUCCUCUUUUCUAACUCUCUCUCUUUUUUUUUUUUUUUCUCCAACUCCUUUGAAACCACUCAGUUUUUCUUCUGUUCUUUGUCAUUACCGUCCCUCGUGAUGCCUUUUCCCCACCCUGUUGGUGUCUGUCGUAGUGCCUUUUCCCCCACCCUGUUGGUGUCCAUUGUGGUGUUACCCCCCCACCCUGUUGGUGUCUCUCAUGGUGGCUUAACCGUUGACAUCUGUCAUGGCAACUUUUUUUCCCUGGUGACGUCUAUUAUGGUGUCUUUUUGUUCUUGCCAUCCCUCUUGGGGCCUUUUUGUCCUUGCUGUUACAAUCUCUCAUGGCAUUUUUUUUCCCUGUUGUCCAUUGUGGCGUCUUUACAGAAUUGUUGUCCUGUGUGUUUUCAAUCCUUAUUUGAAUGAUGAGUCAUGA
Acanthosepion pharaonis is the source of this 1431-nucleotide messenger RNA. NCBI's taxonomy places the organism in Eukaryota, Metazoa, Mollusca, Cephalopoda, Sepiida, Sepiidae. The record is from the annotation of a GenBank genome assembly.